This is a messenger RNA of Anolis carolinensis (green anole), 2926 nucleotides long. It is a transcript of the gene pkd2l2, whose product is annotated as polycystin 2 like 2, transient receptor potential cation channel. Gene Ontology annotation, cellular component: membrane. Gene Ontology annotation, molecular function: calcium channel activity; calcium ion binding. The record is from RefSeq and is a predicted model, not a curated record. Gene Ontology annotation, biological process: detection of mechanical stimulus. The transcript is spliced from 15 exons. NCBI's taxonomy places the organism in Eukaryota, Metazoa, Chordata, Lepidosauria, Squamata, Anolidae. The coding region runs from base 129 to 2057 and encodes 642 amino acids.
GUCGAGCCUUCUCUGCGCGGUUCUUUCUUGGAACUCGGCGCCCUUCUUUCGAAGCCCGAGGCCGGAGGCUGUUAGUCCUCCCCUUUCCCUUUGCCUUUCUCUUCUCCUCCUCCCUCCUCCUCACCGCCAUGUCGCUGACGGGGGUCCAGCCGAGCAAAGAGUCCAUGGGCGACCGCAGAAGCAGCCUUGGUAGCAUAAGACCUCGAUUGACUCACAGUAGAGAGCUAGAAAUGAAAACUUCCCUUCAGGAGCUACUGAUCUACAUCAUUUUUCUAACAGAUCUGUGUAUAUUGACGUUUGGGAUGGUUAGCACCGAUAUGUACUACCUAAACAAAGUUAUGUCCAAUCUCUUCCUGGAAACUCCUUUAUCUGAUACAGAUAAAACUGAUUUCACAACCAUGGGCAGCAUUUCGGACUAUUGGGAGUUUCUAGAAGGACCACUUCUGGAUGGCCUUUUUUGGAACACAUGGUACAAUACUAAUUCCACAUCUAUACAUAGAAACAGCAGCCACAUCUACUAUGAGAACUUACUAUUAGGAGUACCUCAGAUUCGGCAACUAAAAAUCCGUAACAACACAUGUUCGAUCUAUCCCUCUUUCCGAGCAUUUAUGAAAGUGUGUUAUGGUCAGUAUCGCUAUCUAUAUGAGGACAGAGAAAGCUUUGGCCUUAAGAAUGAUACUGAAUGGUUUUAUUCUUCCUCUCAAACGUUGACUCCAUGGCACUGGGGCCUUAUUGGUCUGUACGGCAGCGGAGGAUUUAUGUUCACCUUGCCCAAGUCAAAGGAAAAAAGUCUAGAGAAGCUCAUAUAUCUCAAGGAAAACAGCUGGAUCACCAGAGGGACAAGGGCCGUCUUCAUUGAUUUUUCAAUGUAUAAUGCCAACGUAAACCUCUUCUGCAUAGUCAGGCUAGUUGUGGAAUUCCCUGCAACAGGUGGAGCAAUCCCUUCUUGGCAGUUCCACUCCGUCAAGCUCCUUCGAUAUGUCUCCUAUUAUGAUUAUUUCCUGGCCUCUUGUGAAGUCAUCUUUUGCCUUUUCAUCGUUGCUUUCAUCAUUCAAGAAAUUACAAAAAUGAAGAAGCUGAAAAAAGAGUAUUUUAGAGAUGCCUGGAACUGGUUGGACAUGUUACUGAUCCUGUUGUCUGUUUUUGCUAUUGCCUUCAAUGUUUACCGGACUGUUGAAGUGUCCGAGUUAAUGGAGAAAUUGCUGUCCAAUUCGGAAUCUUAUCCAGACUUCUAUUUUCUUGGAUUCUGGCAGACCCGUUAUAAUAAUAUGAUUUCCGUGAAUGUCUUCUUUGCAUGGAUAAAGAUAUUUAAAUUCAUAAGCUUUAACAAGACCAUGACUCAGUUGUCUUCUACUCUGUCCCGCUGUGCUAAAGACAUCAUAGGAUUCGCCAUCAUGUUCUUCAUCAUCUUCUUCGCAUAUGCACAGUUGGGAUACCUGGUGUUUGGAUCACAAGUUGAUGAAUUUUCCACUUUUCAGAAUUGCAUUUUUACCCAGUUUCGCAUUGUGCUUGGAGAUUUUAAUUUUGCCAGUAUAGAGCAUGCAAAUCGGAUUCUUGGGCCAAUUUACUUCAUCACGUUUGUGUUCUUUGUGUUCUUUGUACUGCUGAACAUGUUCUUGGCAAUCAUUAACGACACAUACUCUGAAGUGAAAGCUGACUUUUCAGUUAUCCCAAGCAGAGAAUUUGAGAUCAGUGACCUUAUUAGACAGAGUUACAACAAAGCUUUAGUCAAGCUCAGAUUGAAGAGGCAGACUUCACAAACAGAAGACGUAUAUAGCAUUAAAAGAAAGGGACAGUCCACAAGCAGAGCUGAUGUGACCAAGUCUUUUCACACAAAGCCAAAAACACAGCCUUCCUCAGCUUCAGGAGUUCCUGAUCCUGUUUCUCACAAGGAAUUUCAGAAGCUUUCCAAAUACAUUGCAGAUCUGGAGAAACAAUUGAAAGAUGUGACACUUAAGCUAAAUGAGGUCACGAAAUCUAUCCCCAAAGCGUCUCCGGAAAGGCUAAAGCACUGCGGAGACACUGGGAACCACAGUUCUAAAGAAAUACAGGAAUAGCACAAGGUGGAGCAACGUUUGUUGGUGCCAAGCACUCCAUUCUCCACAUCCAGAUCUGAGGCCCCAGUCUGUGCAGGGAGAGUGUGUUGUAGGACAUUGAACAUGGAAAGCUCUAUGCAUUCAUUUCUAUCUCUGCAGAUUUUAAAUACAUCCUUCGACUGCAAAAAGCACUGUGCAACAAAUCUCCAGCUUCAUCAAGUCCUUUGCACAGAACCAAUUCCUGGAUAAAAAAAACAACCCCUGAUCCUUGUAGUUUUCCAUUGGGUACUAAAUGUACUCAUCUGUAUUGAUGUUAAUUAGAUCACUGAUACUGUUUUUGCUAACCUUACUAAAAUAUGUGGAAUUCAUUAUCAUGUUAUAUAUUUCAAUUAACACACUCUUAGUGUAUUUUCUGCCUUUGUCAAAGAAAGAGAAGUGCAUUUUUUCUUCUCAUUGUUCCCAUUAACAGCGAACACUUAAUCUAAACAAAUACAGUGUUCCCUCACUACUUUGCGGGUCACUUUUCGCGGAUUCGCUGUUUCACGGUUUUUCAAUAAACUCUAAAAGAUUAUUAUAAAUAAUAAAAAAUUACAAUUUACAGCUUAAGGAAGGGAGGAAGGCGACGGCAAAGGGAGAGAAAAGGAGCCCAAGCGGCAACGGGAGAAGGCGGCGGCGAUUUAUCAACACACGAUUGGUUGAUAAAGACUUAAAAUAGUAUAUAACUACUAAAAUAAUGUAUAAAUAUUAAAAUAAGUAUAGCGUCCCUACUUCGCGGAUUUUCACUUAUUGCUGGUAGUCCUGGAACCUAACCCCAGCGAUAAGUGAGGGAACACUGUACUGUAAAUCAAACUAACCUUCCAUUCUGCUGAUAAAAUGCUUCUUCAAAUUCC